UUUAUUAUUUUGAUAGCAAACUGACAUAAAUACCUUAACCUCACUUAUUAUUUUAAUAUGUUUAUAUUGUUUUAUAAUCAAAAAACACCAAAAACUUUAUAAUAAACAUUAUGGGGCUGAUGUCAAACGCCUCCUCGACACUAGACCGAUUUUUCAAAAGAAAAUUCGUUAGGUUUGGAUUGCCCUUUUUAAUUCUUAUGGUAGGCAGUUCAUUCGGGCUAAAGGAGUUCACAAAACUAAGGUAUGAAUUUAAGAAAGUCAGUCCGGUAUCCCAUGAAGAGGCCAAAAAGAUGGGAGUAGAAAUGAAGAAACCGGGAGAGGUUACUUUGGAAGGCGAGUAUGAGAAGCUUAAAAGCAUGGAUAUUGAUAAUUGGGAGCAAGUGAGAGGGCCCAGACCAUGGGAAGAAACCGCAGAAAAAUAGUUAGUAGGUCAGAUUGUUAUUUUAGUUAAUUAAAUGUUGUUCUUAAUA
Messenger RNA from Anthonomus grandis grandis, 470 nucleotides. RefSeq names its product cytochrome c oxidase assembly protein COX16 homolog, mitochondrial (gene l(3)neo43). Gene Ontology annotation, cellular component: mitochondrial inner membrane. The coding region runs from base 111 to 422 and encodes 103 amino acids. Lineage: Eukaryota; Metazoa; Arthropoda; Insecta; Coleoptera; Curculionidae. The transcript is spliced from 2 exons. The record is from RefSeq and is a predicted model, not a curated record. Gene Ontology annotation, biological process: mitochondrial respiratory chain complex IV assembly.